AGAUUAUGUUUCGGUCCUCAGAAUCACAGAAGGAUGGGGAUGAGGGACCUGUAUACGUGCGUGAGAAGGGUCGGCUGUACCUGGCAGGUUUGCAGCCCUCAAAUGUGAAGUCUUGUCCCCCUCGCCUCUUCUCCAAAGGUUUUUCUGUGGAGCUGUGUGUCAAGGAAGAAGAUAACUGUAAACCCAAAGAAAAGCCAUUUAUCUUCACAUACACAGAGGAGGGCAGCUUGCGUUAUUCUGCCAAGUCUCUCUUCACCUUGGCUCUGGAUCUCAUUGCUGAUAACAUUCAGUAUGUCGACUCCUUGCUGGGUUUUCCUGAACAGAUUGCAGAGAGGCUGUUCACUGCUGCAGAAUCCAGGCAACAGUUCUCCAAACCACACAGCGGCCUUGUGGCCCUUUGCAAAUUUACUGAGGCCUAUGGGGGCCUGAUGCUGUCUUCACUGUGUCUGCGGGGCAAGUACCUUCUAGUGUCUGAGAAGCUGGAAGAGAUUAAGUCAUUUCGAGAUCUAUGCAGUUUGGACUUGUCAUGUUGUAAAUUAGGGGAUGAUCAUGAAUUGCUGCAACAUAUUGCCUCUGACACCCUGAACAGCUUGAGAAAUCUAUACUUAAAGGAUAAUUGCCUGUCUGAUGUUGGGAUUAGGAAAAUGACAGCUCCAGUGAGGAUCCUACACAGAGGACUGGGAAGCCUAACAUUGAUGGAUCUUUCUUGUAACCCAGGACUCACAGACGUGGGGCUCAAAUUCCUGUAUGUUUUUAAACAGCUCCAGUUCUUGGACAUAUCUGAUACAGGUGUGCAGGUAAGUGUUUUAUUAUCAACUUCAGUCCCAGAGCACUCUUCCCCACACAAGGCCAGAGUGCUUUGGAGAUAUAUUGGAGAUGUUUCUUUUACACCCUGGAACUGUAGAAACACUCAAGGAGAAAUGCGUAUCUAA
Molecule: messenger RNA, 932 nt
Organism: Staurois parvus
Lineage: Eukaryota; Metazoa; Chordata; Amphibia; Anura; Ranidae
Source: the annotation of a GenBank genome assembly